AUGCCAGCAGAUGGUUUAUGUGCUGACUUAACAUGUGACAAAAAUAUAAAACAUUUGUAUGAAUGUCAUUGUUGUUCAAGUCUUAUUUGUUUAAAUCAUUUAAUUGAACAUGUUGAAUCAACACAGCGAAACAAAGAACGAUUUGGUAGCCUUCGAAAUGAAUUAAAAACAGCUGUUGAUUCAUUUAACGCUAUUAUUGAAAAGAAACUACUGAAUAUUGAACGUGAAAAGAAUCUGAUUGAGCAAGCACAAAAACUACUUGAUCUAGAAAAUAGUUCAAUUGAUGAAAUUCAGAUUAUUUUUGAAGAAAUCAAACAAGCCAUUGCAUUCAGUCAAUUUGAUGGAAUUGGUAAAGUUGGACCAACAUUACCAAAUACAAAAAACUGUUCUUGUAUUUGUAAAUGUGAAAAUCAAAACGAUGGAUUAUUAUUGAAAACAACUCCACCACCAUCAGAAUCUCCUGUUCAUCUGAAUUCAACAGAUGGAACAAACCGAUCAAUGAUCACAACAGACGAUGAACAUUCAAUGUGUGAUACCAGUGUCACUCUUGAUUGUAUUUUGCUUGACCGAACAACAGCUACUAUCGAAGAUAGCGAUGAUGCUAAUAAGCAAAAUAGAGUUAAAUCAAUGUCAACCAGAUAUCCACAAGGUUUUUGCCCAUUAACAUUUGAUGGUGCAUUUGGUCUUACAGCAGCGAAUCAUUCAGUACGCUUUUGUUCAAACAAAAAAAAUCGUCCAAUAGGAUUAUAUUAUCAUUUUAUAAAUAAACAUGACUUGCAACCAAUAGAUGCUCGACGUUUACUGGAAGCUAUUUCAAAUAACGAUGAUCCAAAAACAACAAAAAUCUUCUAUGAAAAUGAAGAUGUCAUUAAUCAUUUAUAUAAAAUUCCAUGUCCCUUCAGUAAGGAUAUAAUUCAUUUAUUUCGUGGUUCUACAAAGAACAUUCAUAAACUACCAUGUCACUAUUUACGAAUGCCAGCUUAUGCAUUACGCCAUCAUUUACAAUAUUAUCACCAUGUUACUCCUAGUGUAGCACGAAAACUAAUUGAUCGAUCAAAGGAAAUUCAAAUGGAAAAUCAUAUUUGA
Molecule: messenger RNA, 1086 nt
Organism: Adineta steineri
Lineage: Eukaryota; Metazoa; Rotifera; Eurotatoria; Adinetida; Adinetidae
Source: the annotation of a GenBank genome assembly